Molecule: messenger RNA, 889 nt
Organism: Puccinia graminis f. sp. tritici CRL 75-36-700-3
Lineage: Eukaryota; Fungi; Basidiomycota; Pucciniomycetes; Pucciniales; Pucciniaceae
Exons: 2
Coding region: 103-636 (177 amino acids)
Biological process (GO): translation
Cellular component (GO): mitochondrial large ribosomal subunit; ribosome
Molecular function (GO): structural constituent of ribosome
Source: RefSeq, a predicted model, not a curated record
CAGCCGACUUCCGCUGACUCUUCACUUGAGACAUCGAAAACAGAAAAAUCAACACCCACAAGACCACCACUCACCAACGGAUCGAGUAGCUUGAACUCCCAGAUGGCAUCGACUGGCCUCAGGACGCUCUACCGAUUGGCAUCGAAGCCCUUAGCUCUCCGACCGGUUUUAUGUAGCUAUCGUGGAUUACCCGUAUCGAGUGGAGAAAGACGAUGGUCGACUAGUGAGGCUCAAGAAAAGCCAAUUGGAACAGACCCGCUCAACCCAUCGAAAGAAUUCAGAAAAUUAACCAACCAUUCGAAUGACCCACAUUCCUCAAACGAAACUUACAAAUUCAAUAUUCCUGAUCGGGUUUGGAAAGCGCCCGUCGCUACCGAAGACAAGCCCUUGAAGUACACCAUCGGUAGAACCACACCCUACAACACCCUCCCGGUCUACUCAGUCAUGAAACCUGGCUUGGGACAAAUCUGGACUCUAAUCAAACGAAUCGAUGGUGACUUAUAUAAAUUGAAAGAAGAUUUGAUCUUGGAUUUCCCUGAAUCCCAACCAAUUCUAAAGCUGCACGUAAAGCAGGUCUUAUGUAGAGGUCACAUCACCAAAGAAGUUAAACUCUGGUUACAAGACAGAGGCUUUUAAAUCAUUCAUCUUUGUUUCUAUUUAUUUUUUUGCCCACGACUCAAACAAUUUCUCACAUUCUCUGUGUCAUGUACGACUUAUCUACCCGGCUCCUCUAAUCUUUGCUUCAAGGAAAGAAAGACGUAUUUACUCUAGAAAUUACCAGAUUCUUGGGUUUCAGGGGCAAGCUCGUCGAUCAAGAAAUGAUUACCCAGACCCCGGUAUCAAUCUGGAGAAACAAUGCCACAGCAAGCCUCAGUUAGUGAACCAGAGA